UGAAAUCCAACUCAUUGGAUGGCCCCACCCUGGGUAGGCUAUAAUAGCCGGGAGAAUGCAAAAGUUCCAGAUGUGCAGGCUGAGCUAGAUCAGCCGACCAGCUCGUGCUCACAGUUUUGCUCACAGUUUUACAGAACGAAGGCGACCGGACACUAUUUAAGUUUUUGAAAGUAGACUAAAGUAGACCAUUAAGUUAGAAACUAACGUUCGUGACCAAGAACAUCAGACAGCUGACGUGAGAGGUCUCUGGAAGAAAACCUCGAGCUGCCUGGAUCAACACACCGCACUGUCAAGAGCCAACAGAUCACGACCAUUCGCUCGCCAUGGCCAUGCAGGAAUCUCAGACUGGACCGGUAUUUUGCAGCAUUUAUAUCCACUACCAACUGAUAAAUGGAGAAAAUCAUUAUAAAGUGGUGACUGCUGUGGGGAACGUGCGGUCUGGAGAUAUAGAGCCCCUAAAAAAAGGAUUUAAACUCGUGAAGCUGAAUGACAAAGAUCUUUUGGGUGCGACUUCAGAACAAUUUUUCAAAUUGCUGAGUGGUAGUCAAGGUGAAUUCUCUUUGACAAUAACUGAAGAUCAUGGAGCAACGGACAAUUCGCAUCAAGGAGACUCCAGCAACACCUUUGAAGAAACCACACUAACUGUGACACUGCAAGAUGCCAAGAUUGAUUUGCUGUGUACAGACUGCGAUGAUCGGUGUAUUUUAGAGAGUCAACAUCUCUAUCUAGAGCUCUGGGAAUGUAAAUCAAUUAGGCUUGCGAAUAAAGGCAGUGAGUACCUCGGAUGGACGGCUGUGGGCCCUGGCUUUAAUGACACAGGAGAAAAGAUCACUAUGCUUAAAAUGGAUAAACAUGUUGUCCUGCAAUUUCCUGGCUCCUUUAAAUUCCUAACCUGUGAGAAGGAAAGGGAAGGGACCUUCACCUUGAAAGCUGAGAAAAAUGACAAGCUGAAAGACCUGCUGAGUGACAUAGUGGUAACUGAUUUUCUUCUACCUUCUUUGAGAUCUCUAGACUAA
Alosa alosa (allis shad) is the source of this 1016-nucleotide messenger RNA. RefSeq lists its product as uncharacterized. The record is from RefSeq and is a predicted model, not a curated record. The coding region runs from base 324 to 1016 and encodes 230 amino acids. The transcript has 8 exons. Lineage: Eukaryota; Metazoa; Chordata; Actinopteri; Clupeiformes; Clupeidae.